Molecule: messenger RNA, 1720 nt
Organism: Suhomyces tanzawaensis NRRL Y-17324
Lineage: Eukaryota; Fungi; Ascomycota; Pichiomycetes; Serinales; Debaryomycetaceae
Product: 3'-5'-exodeoxyribonuclease
Exons: 1
Coding region: 253-1470 (405 amino acids)
Cellular component (GO): cytosol
Molecular function (GO): 3'-5'-DNA exonuclease activity
Source: RefSeq, a predicted model, not a curated record
GUCGUGCGAAACGUCACCGAUCCAUCUCAUCACUGAGCAGACGAUAAAUCACCAAGACGUCUUUCUGAUUCACACAGAAUAAACCUCUACCAUACGGGUAUCCGCAGUUCCAGAGCUAGUCCCUAAAUCCACCAUAGAUAUCUAUUCUGAAGGUGACCAGUCCAUCUGCUCUCUUACCAGCCCGUCCACCCAUUCAAUUUAUCUACUACCUGUCGUAGGUAGUUCAUGUCCAGAAUCAUCACCACCCUCAAGAUGUCCACCUGGAAGCCCAGAUACUUCGACAUAGGAGUCAACUUCUCCGACAGAAUGUUCCAGGGCUAUUACAAUGGCUCCAGCGUCGCCAAACACCCAGCAGACGUGGAUCGUGUCAUUGAAAGAGCCCAGCUCUUCCAUGUUGAUCGCAUGUUGAUCACAGCCUCCACCAUCCAGGAGAGUCAGGACCACUUCGCGUUGUGCUCCCGCUAUCCUGGAGCCUUGACUUCCACGGUGGGUGUCCACCCGUGCUCCGUGGCUCGGGAGUUCUAUGCUAGUGACGAGUCAGGCGAGCCUACAGAUACCUUGAAGCCAGAAGUCGACACUCUCUUGGAGCAAUUGAAGGAGUUGACAGUAGAGGGUCAUGCCCAGGGCCAUGUCCAGGCGUUUGGCGAAAUCGGCUUGGACUACGACAGGCUCCACUACGCCACCCAGGCCCAGCAGCAGACCAUGUUCCGUAAGCAGCUUGAGGUUAUUGCGUCGUUGAAGCACUUGGGGCUUCCGCUCUUCUUGCACAUGAGAAGUGCCUGCGACGAUUUCAUUAGUAUCAUCAAGCCGUUCAUGGACCAGGGUCUGCUUGGCCCUGGUGUGGUCCACUCGUUUACCGGGACUCAGGACGAAUUGGAAAAAUUGCUAGCUUUGGGCUUCUUCAUAGGUGUGAAUGGCUGCUCAUUGAAGACUGAAGAUAACUUGAAGGUGGCUGCGCUCAUUCCACCUGAAAAAUUGAUGAUAGAGACCGAUGCUCCGUGGUGUGAGGUCAGAAAAAGCCAUGCCAGUUAUAAGUACAUCACUGCCUACCCCAACCUCUUUUAUCCUGAGAUUGAGCCCGAGCCCAGAACAGAAGAGACCGUCCAGGACUUGCUGGAGUUGUCGCUAGCCAACGGAAACGCACCCAAAAAGGCCCAGAAACAAAAGCCAGCCAAGUCUCCCAUCAAGCUCGAUGAAAUCUUGCCAUUUCCUUCCAUCAAAAAAGAGAAUUUUGAGAAGCACGAAAUCAACGCUGCCAAAAUCCGCCAAGAACAGAAAGUUCCCGAGUCCUCUGUUGCCAAGGUGGGCGAGCUUGCUUACCCUCUCAUCAAAUCCAGAAACGAGCCAGUUUUUGUGGGAUACGUAGCGGAAAUCAUGUGUGAGCUUUAUGGCUACAAAACCGAAGAAGAAAAGGCCAAGUUUGUCGAUUUGGUCUAUGAAAACACUGUCAAGGUGUUUGGGAGAAAAUAAACUUGGUGGUUUGAUGCUAGGAGUUGCACUGGUGUGCUCACUGGCAUGGUAUCCUUCCACCAAAGGCUGAGAUCCACUACACACUCUCGAGGUAGUCCUAUUGAUUGAGCCUGACUAAAUUACUCUGACUCUCGAGGUAGUAUGUUAUCGAUUGAGCCUGACUGGAGUACACUACUAGAUUUGAUUGUCAUCUAUCAAUGGUGCUGUCGCUAUAUUACAUUAAUUUACAUAGAGUACAAUAGACACGGAU